This is a messenger RNA of Xiphophorus hellerii (green swordtail), 2897 nucleotides long. It is a transcript of the gene abcg5, whose product is annotated as ATP-binding cassette, sub-family G (WHITE), member 5. Gene Ontology annotation, molecular function: ATP hydrolysis activity; ABC-type transporter activity; ATP binding. NCBI's taxonomy places the organism in Eukaryota, Metazoa, Chordata, Actinopteri, Cyprinodontiformes, Poeciliidae. Gene Ontology annotation, cellular component: apical plasma membrane; ATP-binding cassette (ABC) transporter complex; plasma membrane. Gene Ontology annotation, biological process: cholesterol homeostasis; cholesterol efflux; transmembrane transport. Bases 114 to 2087 code for a protein of 657 amino acids. The transcript has 14 exons. The record is from RefSeq and is a predicted model, not a curated record.
UUUUUUUUAUGGUUCCGAGGGACACCACUGACACAGCUGCACAGAAACGCAGUCAGGACUAUUAACAGAUCGAUGUCCGGUUGUCAUCUUGGAGCUGGAGACGGAUCAGAGACAUGAACAGAUUUUAUUCCCUGGAGGCGGCGGAGCCACGGGAGGAGACGAAAGCUGCGGGGUCGUUCAAGUUCGUGUCCGAGGCGAAGAGAGACGUGUGGAGGGAAGGCGGAGAGGGGAGGUCGGAGCCGUCCUGUUGUCUCGGUGUCAGAAACAUUUCCUACACUGUCAGUGAGCGUGUUGGACAAUGGUGGGACUUGCCCUCCUGCAGGAAGAGAUGGACCCGUCAGAUCCUCAAUGAUGUCUCUUUCCACGUAGACAGCGGGCAGAUCAUGGGCAUUCUGGGUAAUUCAGGCUCGGGGAAAACAACACUGUUGGACGCUAUUGCUGGCCGGAUCGGUAGCUCCGGCACCCUGCUGGGUGAGGUCUUCAUCAACGGCAGAAAACUGAAGAGGGAAGAAUAUCAGGACUGUUUCUCCUAUGUCUUGCAGAGUGAUAACUUGCUGAGUUAUUUGACAGUGGAGGAGACCCUGACUUACACUGCCCAGCUGGCCCUGCAGAAACACUCAGUGGAGGCCAUCAAGAAAAAGGUGUCGGCAGUGAUGGCUGAGUUGAGUCUCAGUCACGUGGCGCACAGUGUUAUUGGAGGGCGAAUUUUCCCUGGGAUCUCUGGUGGUGAGAGACGGAGGGUCUCCAUCGCCAGCCAGUUACUCCAGGAUCCAAGGGUGAUCUUGCUGGAUGAGCCAACCACCGGCCUGGACAGCAUGACGGCCAAUCAGAUCGUGGUGCUGCUGGCAGAGCUGGCUAGGAGGAACCGCAUCGUCAUAGUAACCAUCCAUCAGCCACGCUCGGAGCUCUUCUGGGUGUUCAGCAGGAUCGCCAUAAUGAGUCGGGGAGAGCUGGUGUUUUGUGGUCAGCCGGAGGAAAUGGUGGAUUUCUUCAGCCAGUGUGGAUAUGAGUGCCCAGAGUACUGCAACCCUUUUGAUAUCUAUGUCGACUUCACCUCUGUGGACACGCGCAGCAGCGAGAGGGAGGCCGCCACUUUCAGUCGGAUGCACGAGAUUACGUCGUCCUAUCAGAGGUCUGCCAUCUUCCAGAACAUGCUGGACAAAAUGGAGCAGAGCCUGCAGAUCUCAGACAAACCUGCCAUCCCCUUUAAAAACAAAGAGUCACCCAACUGCGCUGCCAAGCUUGGAGUUCUGGUUAGGCGAACAGUCCGAAACCUCUCCAGAGACAGGAUUGGUGUGAUCAUGCGUCUGUCCCAGAACCUGAUCUACGGUUUCUUUGUGGCCUUCUUCGUCAUCCAUCUAGACAUGGAUGCGACCAAGGGUGCAGUGCAGGACCGAAUAGGAAUGAUCUAUCAGUGUGUGGCUGCUUCGCCUUAUACUGGCAUGCUCAAUGCUGUUUCUCUCUUCCCUGCGCUGCGAGCCAUCAGUGAUCAGGAGAGUCAGGACGGCCUGUACAGUAAAUGGCAAAUGUUCUUGGCCUACAUCGUCCACAUCUUGCCCUUCAGCGUCCUGAGUGUCGUCAUCUUCAGCUCCUUUAUUUACUGGACGGUGGGGAUGCACCCGGAGACGUGGCGCUUUUUGUGUUUUACUGCUGUAGUUCUUGUUCCCCAUAUAACAGGGGAGUUGUUGACAGUGGUUCUGCUAGGAGUGGUCCAGGACCCUAACAUGGUCAAUACUGGGAUGGCUUUACUUAACAUUGCAGGAAUCCUGGUGGGAUCUGGUUUCCUCAGAAGCACAGAGCAGAUGCCGGUGGUAUUUCAGUGGCUCAGUUACCUCACUUUCCAGAAAUACGGCUGCGAACUUCUCAUCGUCACAGAGUUCCUCGAUCUGGAGUUCAGCUGCAACGGAACCAAAUCCUUACCAGGAGAAUGUGUGAUCACUUCAGGGGAUCAGAUCAUUGACAUGGGCUACCCCGGUGCUUUGUCGCGGUACACACUAGACUUUGUUCUCCUCUACUCCUUCCUCCCUGCUUUGGUUGUGAUGGGAAUUAUCAGUUUCAGGAUCAGGGAUAAACUCAUCCGCCACUAAAAAGAAAACCUUUCCAUUAACGUGCCUUAAUUCUGGCAUGCCGGUCAGUUCUUCUGUGGUUCGGUUUUUGUAUUUUGUCAUAGUUUACUGUAACUGUGUAAAAAUGUGUCCUAAAAAGUACAAGAACUGUCCAAUAGAUCAUGACUAGGAUGGCUAAUAAGUUUAAAUUAUCUUAUUUUAAGGUAGUUAGAAAAACAUAAAACUACAGACAUGUGAAUCCAGCAUUUGCUCAUUUUAAAUGUUCUUGUUAGUCUUCACAUAAAACUUGCACAUUAUCUUAGUAUUUCUGCCAGCACUUUAAUUUUUUUUUAAGCUAGACUUAUUAUUUUUUCUAUAUAUUUCUUGAAAUUGACUGUAUUGCCAAUAAUGAGUUUUGAAACAAGCCCACUAAUAACCCCAACAAUGUUUCAAACAUUGGAGACAGAAAAUACAGCACUGGUUGAAUAUCACUGUAAUUUUUAAGUUAUAAUAAAUACCUAAUGCUGUCAGAAAAAUACGAUUGAUAGCUUUUUUUUUUCACUUACUGUAAAGAAUGUUUUAAAUAAUAGAAAGUUGUUGUAACUUGUUUUUAGAAAACCUCAUUUUAAUAGCAGUAGACUGAACAGUUCUUAACCAAUAAUGCAUACAUUGCAAAGAAAGAAAAGAGCCUGUAAAAAAAGUUAAAUACAGCAAAAUGUUUAUUAUAUGUACACAAUAAAGUGUUGUAACAAAUUUAUCUCUUAUGUCUCCAGCUGCAGUUCUUUCCAUGACUUCGCUGCAUUUCUCUUAUACUGCUCCAACUCCUGAAAAACAGAUUCAGACAAAAAAAAA